Messenger RNA from Parastagonospora nodorum SN15, 1059 nucleotides. RefSeq lists its product as hypothetical. NCBI's taxonomy places the organism in Eukaryota, Fungi, Ascomycota, Dothideomycetes, Pleosporales, Phaeosphaeriaceae. The record is from RefSeq and is a predicted model, not a curated record. Bases 1 to 1059 code for a protein of 352 amino acids. The transcript has 2 exons.
AUGAUUCUAUCCCGGACCGCUACGCUCCUGGUAGCGUUGCCACUUCUUGUCCACGCGGCCAACAUCGACUACAAGAAGGCUUGGACAGCUGCUGGCGACAGACUCCCAGACUUCUCUUAUGCUGGAUACCACCAGUCUGAAAUUGCUCUCCCGGCCCUCUCCAGGCCAGCAACCAAGACUCUCACUCCCAGCAGUGGUGAUCAAUCCUCCGUAAUUCAAACUGCACUUGACAGUGUAGCCAAGUCUGGUGGAGGUGUAGUCGAGCUCAAAGCCGGUACCUACACUGUCUCUCACGGGCUGCUGAUCGACAACCAGACAACAUUGCGCGGAGUUGGCCCCGGCAAGACAAUCUUGGAGUUGAAAGAUCUGAUCGAGGAUGCCAUCAUCAUGGGUAACUCCUCUGGCAAGCCGAAAAUGGGAAAGCCCAUCCCUAUCACAGAUGACUACGUCCCAGCCGGAACCCAGACUGUACAUGUCGCGGAUGCUGGCGGACUCACGGUGGGCAUGCAUGUCAUGCCUUGUGAAAUGGGCGUCGAAAAUCUCAGUAUUCGCCUUAGUCCGUCUUGCUCCGGUACCCGCCUCGGAGCAGGAAAAUGUGACCGCUAUGGAGUCGUCAUUUCCUCUUGGACUACUGAUUCCUGGCUCCGCAACCUCGAUCUCACUGGUUUCAACGGCUUCAUCAACACGCAAAAGUCCUCUUCUCGGCUCACCAUCACGAAUGUUGUGAUGAACCGCGAUGGUCUUACGGAUAAUGGCGCGGGCUACGCUCUGGAUAUCUCCAUUGAAGGGACUCAAGUCCUUGUUCAUAACUGUAAGACAGCGGGUGGGGAAGGUACCAAGAGCUACGGUAUUGCUACAAAGACCCUGACAGCGGGACCAAACGCAUGUAUUGGGUACGAAGCACAGCAGCCCGUUGUAAGCAUGGAGCCACACCAGAGGUGGGCGCACGGCUUUUUGCUUGAAGGCAGUACAAACGCAGCGGUCGUGUUGAGAGAUCGUGCUGGCGCAGGUACUGGGCAGGGCUUGUCGAUAAACAACGGUAAUGAGCACGCUCUGUAG